Messenger RNA from Zootoca vivipara (common lizard), 5157 nucleotides. RefSeq names its product dehydrogenase/reductase SDR family member 13. NCBI's taxonomy places the organism in Eukaryota, Metazoa, Chordata, Lepidosauria, Squamata, Lacertidae. The record is from RefSeq and is a predicted model, not a curated record.
UCUUGACGAAGGGUGGUUUUAAAAUUUAAUAAUGAUGAUAAUUCUGUGUGUUCUGAGUUGUCCUUGAGGUGGGGAGUUUUCACGCCUCCCCCCCCCCCCAAUGGUGGAACUGGAAUUUCAGGCUCAAAAAAUGGUUCCCUCCCGAAAGCUGCCAGUCUCUCUCUCCCUAAGGAGGUGAGACUUCGCUUUCCUUCAACGCUGUUCCUGGUCCCUGCCAGCCAUUGAAAUUCUUUGCAGGAUUAUUUGGGAGGCAGUCUUUCAAGGGGUGGAAAGCCUUUUGUCAAAUCUUUGCCAAGGCCUUUGCAAGCACGCCCCAGUUGAACAGAGCCAGCUCUCAGAAAACAAUGCCCUUCUAAAAUGUGGGGUUUUUAUUUAUUUUUAUUUUUUGGGAGGGGGGGUAUUGGGUUGUUUUUCUUUUGAUUAUGUAUUUUGUGUUUUUAUGUUGUGGUUUUAUCCUAUGAACCGCCCUGAGACCGGUGGGUAGAGUGCAGUAUACAACUUUGAUAAAUAAUAUAAAAUAAAACUGAGCAUAGGAUCCAGCUUCUAGGGCUUGGCCCCCCAAUAAAAUAUUUGAGGGGUCUGGCUGCCCCCCCCAAAAAAGUUGAUGGUCAUCAUUGCCGUUCAAAUGGUGUGCAUACGACCAGGGCCGGAAUUAGGUUUGAUGAGGCCCUAAGCUACUGAAUGGAAUGGGGCCCUUUAUAUGUCCAGCUGUCCUUGUCAACAACAAAUUGUGGCUGUUUUUUGUGUUGAAUAGAUGCUAUAUGGUAAUUAGUGGACCUAACAGGCAUCUAAAGCCAUUUGCACAUAACAAAAUAUGUAUUUUAUCAAAGUAAUUGAUACAGAAAUGAGCAAACCAGUGAUAUUUUAGGGAGCAGGCGACCAGGAAGGGCCUAUUACUUACAUCAUAGGAGCCUGCACAACACAAAACACUGUUGCUGGAUGUAGGUUUUAUUUUAUUUGUUUUCUGAUCUUAUAUUUUGGAAAUGUCCAUCCAGUUUUUUACCUUUACAUUUUUUGGGGGCCCCAAGAGAGUGGGGUCCUAAGCUAUAGCUUGUUUAGCUUAUACCUACAAGUGAAACUCGGGAAAUUAGAAUAUUGUCGAAAAGUGCAUUUAUUUCAGUAACGCAACUUAAAAGGUGAAACCAAUAUAUGAGAUAGAUGCAUGACAUGCUAAGCAAGAUAUGGCAAGCCUUGCCUUCUGGCGGUUCCCUCGUUGCGAGAAGCCAAGUUGCAGGGAACUAGGCAGAGGGCCUUCUCCGUGGUGGCGCCUGCCCUGUGGAACGCCCUCCCAACAGAUGUCAAAAAGGAAAACUACCACCAGACUUUUAGAAGACAUCUGAAGGCAGCCCUGUUCAGGGAGGCUUUUAAUGUUUAAUAGAUUAUUGUGUUUUAUUCUUUUGUUGGAAGCCGCCCAGAGUGGCUGGGGAGACCCGGCCAGAUGGGUGGGGUAUAAAUAAUAAAUUAUUAUUGUUAUUGUUAUUAUUAUUCUUUAUUAUUUUUAUUAUUAUUAUUAUUAUUAUUUGUCAUUGUCAUUAUUGGUCGUUAGGUGGGUCAAUUAUAAAUGGAAUGUAAUUAAUGAAAUGUAAAUGGGAUGUUUAUUUUUGUAUUAUUGUAACUUUGUUUUAUUACUGUGGAAUUUCCAAAAGAAAGCAUUUGUAAAAAUUAAAAGAAAAAUAAUAAGUUGCAUUACUGAAAUAAAUGCCCUUUUCGACGAUAUUCUAAUUUCCCGAGUUUCACCUGUAAAUCCGGGACUGCUGCACGGUGCGUCACGUCUUGCGAUCGAUUAUGCGCCCUCACCCCCGAUACAGUAUUUUAUUCAAGUGGGCGCCCCUGAAACUGAGCGCAGGAUUGCAUUUAUGCGGGUGCCAUCUAUCCGAGGAUGGGGCGUGCGCGUAAGGAAGGACAGCCACGGAUCAAGGCGACCGGCCUGCACUUGGGGACACGGACGGACUUUGCUAUGGGGCGGGGCUCUGACCACCCACAAAGUCCGUCCGGGAUACCGCUGAUCGCGGCGCGCAUCUCUGCCAGCGGCCAGGGGUUCUGGCUCCGUUCUUGGCACGCCUUGGAGCGCAAGUGGCGGCAGGCGCGCAGCGUUGCGCAAGGCUCCGCGGGAGAAAGAGGAAGGAUCCGGCCGGGGCGCGCCUGGCUGCUGGGCACGAACCUGCCUCCCGAGGAGGCGGAGCAGCAGGAGCAGCAGCGGCGUCCGCCUCUUCCUCCGACCAGCGGUGCGCGGAGCCGGCCAUCGCGGGCGCAAGAUGCGCGCCUAGGCUGGUGCCUCCUCCCGCCGGGCGCAAGAAGCGCGCGAUGGCCGCGGCGGAGGCGCUGGCGGGUCUGGCGCUGGCGCUGGGCCUCUACGCCUUGCUCUAUUACAACUUCAUCAAAGGCGCCACGUGCAAGAACGAGGCCAGCCUGCGGGGCAAGACGGUGCUGAUCACAGGUGGAAACACCGGGAUUGGAAAGGCAACGGCGCUGGAUCUGGCCCGGAGGGGAGCCCGCAUCAUUCUGGCUUGCCGCGACAGAGGGCGAGGAGAAUCUGCCGUCUAUGAUAUCAGGAGGGAAAGUGGGAACAAUGAAGUUCUCUUCAUGAGCCUGGACUUGGCCAGCUUCAAGUCAGUGAGGACUUUUGCAGCGGCUUUCUUGAGAUCUGAGCCCCGCCUUGACAUUCUCAUCAACAAUGCAGGUGUCGGGUCUGGAAGCCGAAGUGAGGAUGGCUUCAAUUUGGUGUUCCAGGUGAAUCACUUGAGUCAUUUCCUUCUGACCCACCUCCUCCUGGAGCGGAUGAAGCAGUGCGCGCCCAGCCGUGUGGUGGUGGUGGCUUCCAAAGCACAUCAAACGGGGAAGAUUGACUUUCAGAACAUCCACAAGCCAGUGGACGGGCAGUUGGCAGGGUUCCAAUCGUACUGCAACAGCAAACUGGCCAAUAUAUUGUACACCCGGGAGCUCGCCAAUCGACUAGAAGGGACGAACGUUACCUGCUACGCGGUCCAUCCAGGGGUAGUUAAAUCAGAUUUUUUCCGUCACAUUUCGGUUUGGCUGAAGCCUCUUUUCCUCCCCAUCUGCUGGCUCUUCUUCCGAGACACGACCAAUGGAGCUCAGACGUCCAUCUACUGUGCCACUCAGGAAGGCAUUGAGAAGUACAGCGGGCGCUAUUUUGCCAAUUGCUGGCUGCGUGACCCCAAGCCACAUGCCCGGGAUGACGCCGUGGCCAAGAAACUUUGGGAAGUCAGCGAGAGGAUGGUGGGGCUGGCGAACUAGGCUGCGGUGUUUUUCAAAGAGGGCUCCUCAUCUCCAUGGAAAGGGGGGCCUCUGCAAACCAAGAGUCUUAAAACAUCCUUAAACCUACGUCAGGAAAGAUGACAGGUCAUGAGAAGUAAAGCACACCUGGCUUCAUACUGGCAUCUUCAUCCUGCAAUCGCCUUGGAGUGGCCCUGAUGUGCCCAGGGCAUUUGACCAUUUCAUGUCUUGGAUACCCAGCGUUACCCUGGCAGCUUAGCCUCCAGUGAGAGGGAAGAGCAUCACAUAAUCCUCUUCAAGGGUAGCUGAUUCUCACUCUGGUGCUAAAACAUCCUGCCAUUUGUACCAUUUCCAGGAGUACUGUAAUGAGAUUAAAAAAUCCUUCCAGUAGCACCUUAGAGACCAACUAGGUUUGUCAUAGGUAUGAGCUUUCGUGUGCAUCUGAAGAAGUGUGCAUGCACACGAAAGCUCAUACCUAUGACAAACCUAGUUGAUCUCUAAGGUGCUACUGGAAGGAUUUUUUAAUUUUGUUUUGACUGCGUCAGACCAACACGGCUACCUACCUGUAAGGAGUAGAUGAGGAGAGAGGAGAGAGCAGCUUAGGAGGGGGAAGACUCACAAAAGCAGAACAUGCAAAAAUCAAGUCUAAUGCAUUCUGAAAGGUUAAAUGCAAUUAAAGCGAAACAUUGAAACAUUAUUAAAAUGCAGUAAUGAAAACCUGCACCUGGGGUCUCUAUUUCCUAUAUCAAAGGGAUCCCGGGGUCAUCCAGUCCAAUGCAGAACUCUCAGCUCAAUUCUUUCAUUUUUAUCAGAGCAGCUGAUUGCGGUGGAAGCUGAAAUGUUAAAAAUUAAACUAUUUAGGUACAUAUUAUUUCACUCCCCACAAUAUUUAUAUGCCACCAGAGUGGUUUACAGAAAAGGAAUAGAACAGCAAGAUUAUCAGUGAAAUUUUUUUUAGAACCUAAAACAAUAUUAGUAAUAAUUAAAACAGAUGGCAGUUUGUUUGUGUGUCUGGAUAGGCUUCCCCAGACAGAAAUGUCUUUGUUGUUUUUUAGUUGUUUAGUCGUGUACGACUCUUUGUGACCCCAUGGACCAGAGCAUGCUAAAUGCUAAAAUACGUGUUUUUUAGCAAGUGGGGGGGAGCAUAAUGUGGCCACUGUAAUUUUGAGCUGGGCAAGACCGGAGUGGCUGAGGGGGCAUCUAUGUUGAUCUGAGGGGGUCUCUCAAGGAUGGUCAUUUGAAAAAAUGGAGGGCAAAAAAACUCUGUUGCUAAUCACAGAAUAAAUAUAUGCAGGGAGAGGAGACAAAUGGGAAAGAGGCCCUUAAAAGACGAGGACCAUUCAGAUGUAGGUUUUUAGGACCUGCCUUGCUUCUGCAAUGGCAAACUGUUUUUAAAACUCCUUUUAUAUUAUAUUUUAAACGUACCCAACCUUGGGGCGAAGGGCUACUAAACAAGAAUGAUAUUUACUAUCAUUGAUUGAUUGAUUGAAUGAAUGUACCCCACCUGGGACCUGGAGUGUGUGGUGUGUUAAUAACAAUAAAAAAUUAUAUUUUUAUUUAUUGUGCCCCGUCUGGAUAGCAACUUUUUUUCGAGUUCUGAGGACUUUGUUUAUUGAAUUGAUACACUGCCCUUCGCUGCAGGAGGAUCUCGUGUGAAAACGCGAAAACACAUAACAUAAUAAGGAAAACCAGACAACGCGACGUGUGUUCACAAAGGGCGCGUGUUCUGAGGAAGAUUGGGGCGGGGGUGCACUUUAUUUUAUCCUUUUCUUUUUCUCCCCUCACACUUUCCUCCUCCGCCCAAAAUGGCGGCCUGAGGCGGCGGCGGCGGCGGCCUCUUCCUCCUCCCUCCGCUCCCCUUUCCCGCUCUUUCCUUUCCCCGCCCACGCUCCCCCUUCCCCGCCUCUGACGCACUUCCUGUGG